AUGUACGGUUUAUAUAAUACCAUCAAACAAAAAUUGAAUAAUUAUAAACAAUUUCCAUAUCAAACCAAUUCCAAAUACAAAACAAAAUUUGAAUUAAUUCGUUUAAGUGCCGUCGUUUGUGGAAUUGAAUUUUGUUAUGCUGCUGAAACAGCAUUUGUUAGUCCUAUAUUACUUACGAUUGGUAUGCCUGUCAUAUUUAUGACAUUUUCAUGGUGUUUAUCACCAUUAAUUGGCUUUUUUCUUGUACCCGCCCUUGGCAGUUUAAGUGAUAAAUGUAAAACAUGCAUGGGAAGAAGACGUCCAUUCAUAUUGUUAUAUUCAAUUGGAAUAUUAACUGGUCUACUGUUAGUUUCAAACGGUAAAAUAAUUGGAAAAUUCUUAGGUGAUAACUAUACGAAUAGUUAUUUUGCGAAUGUGACGCACAAUCAAACGAACAAUACUUUAGAGAAAAUCGUAUAUUCAAAUCAACAAUUAUCUGAUCAUAAAUAUGGAGCAACAUUAACUGUUUUAGGCGUAUUAUUACUCGAUUUAGAUUGUGAUGCAUGUCAGAGUCCAAGUAGAGCGUAUCUUUUAGAUGUUACCGAUCCAGAUCAACAUUCAGCCGGUUUAACAAUGUUCACUGUGAUGGCUGGAAUAGGAGGAAGUUUGGGUUACUUUAUGGGUGGAAUUCCCUGGGAAAAAACAUUUUUGACUUCAUUUCUUGGCGAUCAUGUUCAUAUCUUGUUUACAACCGUUUGGAUUAUCUACAUCGUAUGUAUGUUUGUGACACUCACGGCUAGUCCUGAACCCGAUGAUAUUGUACCAUGUUUACCACUUUCAAAUUCACGUCAAUUUCUCGUAUCCUACACGAGUUCAACGUGCCUUAGUAAUGAUGAUCUUAUGUCGUCAGAGACGUAUGACAAUUAUUAUCGACGAUUAAAAAGACAGAAUUCAUUCAAAACAAAUGAUGAUGUGAUAUCCACAAUUUCUACUGGGAGAAUAAAAGUUUCAUAUACGGAUUAUUUGUGUUCAAUCAUUUAUAUGCCAUCAUCUUUGCGAUGGUUGUGUUUAACAAAUUUCUUUUGUUGGAUGGCAUUAGUAUCAUAUUCACUUUAUUUCACAGAUUUUGUUGGACAAGCAGUUUUUGGUAUAAAACGUGUUUACAUUGCAUCUCAAUUGAUUUAUUCAGUUGGUAUGCUGUUAAUGGGAAUACUACGUCAUCGAAUUGCUGUUAUUCUUUUGUCUGGUGUGGCAGGUGUACUCUAUUCAACACUGUUCACAAUUCCUUAUUUAUUAAUAUCAAAAUAUCAUAAUUCUGAUGUGUUUGAAAAAUUGAACAAACAUUCCAACACACAGGUGCGAGGAAUUGGAACGGACGUUGCCAUUGUCAGUUCAAUGGUCUUCUUAGCUCAAUUAUUUUUAUCAUCGACAAUGGGAACGUUGAUACACUUAGCUGGAUCAACUGUAAUUGUUACCGUUGUUGCUGCUCUUCUAAGCACUUGCGGUGCCUUAUCAGCGACUAGAGUAUUAUACUUGUAA
Didymodactylos carnosus is the source of this 1518-nucleotide messenger RNA. NCBI's taxonomy places the organism in Eukaryota, Metazoa, Rotifera, Eurotatoria, Philodinida, Philodinidae. The record is from the annotation of a GenBank genome assembly.